AUGAUUGUCGUGGCACUCUGUCGCCGAACCUCAGCGAGGCAAUGCGGCCUCUUCAGCAGCUCAGUUUACAGGGCAGCGACUGAAGUGCGCUCAUCAAAGAGGCUGUCUAGUAGGAACGUCAGCGGCACAAGGAAGCUAAGCUCGAUGCUUGAAAACACCCGAAACAUUGGUAUCAUUGCCCACGUUGACGCUGGCAAAACAACAACCACUGAGCGCAUGCUCUACUAUAGUGGUGUGACACAGAGAGUAGGAGAUGUGGAUUCGGGCAACACUGUGACUGACUUCCUUGAACUUGAGCGGGAACGCGGAAUCACUAUCCAGUCAGCCGCCAUAACAUUCAACUGGCCACUCGAGCGAGAUUGCUCACCUGGGACAACACCAAAGACUAUCAAUUUGAUUGAUACUCCCGGGCAUCAGGACUUUAGGUUUGAAGUUGACCGAUGCCUACCAAUCCUUGACGGGGCUGUGUGCAUUAUCGACUCUGUCAAGGGCGUAGAAGCUCACACAGAGCGAGUAUGGGCCUCUGCUCAAGAAUUCAAGAUUCCGCGGAUUGUUUAUUGCAACAAGCUGGACCGUGAGGGUGCGUCUUUCAGAAAAUCUGUCUUGGAAAUUGGUUCUCGACUCAAAGGAUGGCCAUUGGUUUGCCAAAUUCCUUGGUGGGAGAAAGAGGACUUUGUUGGUGUCAUAGAUGUCGUCGAUGGCGUGGGAUAUCGAUGGAAGAGCGAAAGGCAGAAGAUUCGAUUUGAGCCAGCCGAGCUCACGGAGAUGCUUUCAUCGUCAAACCAACCUUUAUUGGCGGAGAUUCAAAUAGCACGGCAGCGUCUGAUCGAGGGCCUCGCGGAUUUUGACGAAGCCAUAAUGGACGAAUUUUUGGCUGAAAACGAUAACAUUCCCGCCUCUCUACUAAAGCAGGCUAUACGAAAGAGUAUUCAAAAUGGUGAUGGUCGGGCCAUACCUGUGUUUGCCGGUUCAAGCUUUCGUCACAUUGGAGUUGAGCCUCUCAUGGACGCUGUUGCAGACUAUCUUCCCAACCCAGCGGAACGGCCAGACGCAGAGGUUCGUAUUGGUAGUACCAAGAGCGAGUUGCGCGAAGCACUGAAGCAAAAAGGCAAACACACCAUUGACCCAAACAUUAGCUCAGUGGCCUCUGUCUUCAAAGUAUUUGACCACCCCAAAGAAGGGGUCAUCAGUUUUGUGAGAGUCUAUCACGGAACUUUGACCCGGAAUGCGCCAAGCUUCAACACUCAUAUGCUCACCCAAGAGCGGCCCAUGGGUAUCUUACAGAUAUCAGCGUCCAAGACUCACGAUAUCCAAGAACUCUCUGUUGGCCAAAUUGGAGCACUGAGGGGGCUUAAGAAAGCGCGCACUGGAGAUACCCUGAUCACCAUGGCAGGUGGCAAAGCUGUUCCUGAGCAUUUGCGGCAUAUCCAAAUCAGGCCACCUGAAAUUCCGCCUCCCGUUGCUUUCCUACAAGUUGACCCAUACGGGAAUGUGGCGGCGCAGCAGCUAGAGAUAGCAUUGGAGAGUGCAUCGCGAGAAGAUCCAAGUCUGCGUUGGAGCAAAAACCCAAAGACCGAUCAAUUUACCAUCCAAGGUAUGGGCAAACUUCAUCUGGAUGUAUCUCUCUACAAUAUGAGGCAAAAACACAAGAUAGACGCCGAAUUUGGUCCAAUCGAGGUUGACUACAAAGAAUGUGUCAACACCAUGACUAAUCCUCGAGAGGCUGUUUUUGAUCGCCCGGUAGCCGGCAAAUCAGGCAAAGUUACAUGCUCCGUUGUCCUCAAACCUAUAGAGGCAGAAGAACAGGAGACUCUGAUGGAAUCUGGCGUUGAAAAGGACGGCAACAUUGUUCAAAUCGAGAUACCUAUGGCGGGUAAUUCCAGCGCCUUGCUAGUCGACAUGGAUGAAGCACGCCAACAACUCUUCAAUGGGGCCAUAGCUGGUUUAGCAAGAGGGCCUCGACGUGCGUCGCCGAUACACGGGUGCCACGUCCAUGUUACGCUGAAUACAGCAAGCGAUGCGCUGGAGACACCAACUGGUGGCCACUUUAGCAGUGCGGCAAAGACAGCAGUUCAAGCAGCUCUCCGAGAUGCAUUCGACAAGAGCCAGAUCGGCAUUGUAGAACCCAUCAUGUUGACGCAUAUCACCUGCCCCGAAGCGGCCGCAGGAACAGUCCAACACGACAUCACGGCUGGUGCAGGUGGCCAUAUUCUAGAGGUCAACGACCGUUCUGCGGAGUCAGCUAGCGAAGAGCUCAUUGACAUUUCCAAGAUUUAUGCACCACCAGAUCCCUAUGACUCGAUCACCUCGUUACGAGGGAAAAAAUCCAUUGCUCGGAUGGUUGAAAUUGUAGCGAAAGUUCCAUACAAGGAGAUGCUGAAUUACGAUGAGCAUUUGCGAAGCAAAACGGCAGGUCGUCAUUCUAUGACCAUGUCGUUUGAUUCUUUCGCAAAAGUGGUUGGCCAUCGCGAAAAGGAUAUUUGA
Molecule: messenger RNA, 2484 nt
Organism: Trichoderma gamsii
Lineage: Eukaryota; Fungi; Ascomycota; Sordariomycetes; Hypocreales; Hypocreaceae
Product: elongation factor G
Exons: 3
Coding region: 1-2484 (827 amino acids)
Biological process (GO): ribosome disassembly; mitochondrial translation
Cellular component (GO): mitochondrion
Molecular function (GO): GTPase activity; GTP binding
Source: RefSeq, a predicted model, not a curated record